Messenger RNA from Knipowitschia caucasica, 300 nucleotides. The record is from the annotation of a GenBank genome assembly. Lineage: Eukaryota; Metazoa; Chordata; Actinopteri; Gobiiformes; Gobiidae.
AUGGCCAACUGCUCCUUUCGUAAACUGAUGCUUCUCGCUGUGGCGGCCGCAGCUGACGUGACCCGUGUUGUCCUGAACUCCAAAGAACAAAGGUCUUCACAGAGGAUUACAGGAGCAGGCGGUGGAAGAAAGCGCCGCGAUGACUCGAGACUCACACACAGAAUCAUGUCCCAGUCCAGGAGGAGCAGGACCAGUGCGGGCUUGGCCUCUGACCAGGGUUUCUCUCCUGUCCGUCUGUCGCUGCUCCUGCUGUGCUCACUCAAUAUUCUAAAUCCAACUCUGGGCAAAACCAGCUUCUGA